Molecule: messenger RNA, 980 nt
Organism: Hyaloscypha bicolor E
Lineage: Eukaryota; Fungi; Ascomycota; Leotiomycetes; Helotiales; Hyaloscyphaceae
Product: SBF-domain-containing protein
Exons: 2
Coding region: 84-743 (219 amino acids)
Biological process (GO): antimonite transmembrane transport; arsenite transport
Cellular component (GO): plasma membrane
Molecular function (GO): antiporter activity; arsenite transmembrane transporter activity; antimonite transmembrane transporter activity
Source: RefSeq, a predicted model, not a curated record
UUGGUUUGGCGUGGGCUUUCCUUCCGGAUAAGGGGGCACUAAGAGAGGGGUUGAUUCUUGUGGGACUUGCGAGGUGUAUCGCAAUGGUUCUGAUAUGGACCGGCCUAGCUGGAGGGGAUAACGAAUAUUGCGCUAUCCUGGUGGCCAUCAACUCGAUCCUCCAGAUGGUGCUCUACGCACCCCUCGCUAUCCUCUUCAUCAAAGUCAUCAGCGGAGAAAGUGGGGAACUGGACGUUGACUACCCGACCGUAGCCAAAAGCGUCGCCGUGUUUCUUGGCAUUCCUCUUGGAGCGGCUAUCGUCACUCGAUUCUCGCUGCGGAAACUCGCCAGUCCGAAGUGGUACGACCAAGUCUUCCUCAAGUUCGCAGCUCCAUGGUCCCUCAUCGGCUUGCUGUUCACAAUCUUGAUCCUGUUCGCGUCGCAGGGAAAGAGGGUCGUGCAUCAGAUUGUCUCUGUUGUGAGAGUGGCUGCUCCACUAAUUGUGUACUUUGCUAUUAUCUUCUUCUUGACUCUUUUGGUUACGUACAAGCUCGGAUUUGGGUAUAAAUUAGCUGCUACGCAGAGUUUCACUGCCGCGAGCAAUAAUUUCGAGCUUGCUAUUGCUGUGGCGGUUGCUACUUAUGGUGCGAACAGUGAUCAAGCCUUGGCUGCGACUGUUGGGCCGUUGAUCGAAGUGCCAGUGCUAUUAGGACUCGUGUACGUGGUGAAGGCGAUUGGAAAGAGACGUGGGUGGAAGGAUUAGUAAAGGGAAAAGAUGCUUUGAAGUGAUUCUCUUUCUUGUAUCAUGAUGACUUGAGUAGGUACUACCAAAACAAACUUAACAGACACAGGAAUAUGUGAAUCAAAGUGAAAGAGUACUUUUCAAAAUAUGGAGAUGCAGCUGGGAGGGUGUACACUUGGAAGGGCGCCUUCUAGGUCCCGAUAAACUGCGAGACUUUAGAAUAAGCACACGAAUGCUCAUGCUUUGGAUAGCAAAAUU